This is a messenger RNA of Harmonia axyridis, 2925 nucleotides long. It is a transcript of the gene ras, whose product is annotated as inosine-5'-monophosphate dehydrogenase. The transcript is spliced from 11 exons. Lineage: Eukaryota; Metazoa; Arthropoda; Insecta; Coleoptera; Coccinellidae. The record is from RefSeq and is a predicted model, not a curated record. Gene Ontology annotation, biological process: GTP biosynthetic process. Gene Ontology annotation, cellular component: cytoplasm. Gene Ontology annotation, molecular function: IMP dehydrogenase activity. Bases 256 to 1800 code for a protein of 514 amino acids.
UCUAGUUGCCAAAAUUUGCCAAAAAGAAAACAUUUAUCUGUUAUCUCUCCUUUCGCGUGUAGCAGUUGCAAAUCUGAUAAGAAAAUAUUUUUUGGAAACAGUUUGUUCAAUUCAAUUUGUAUCUCUGAAAAAUCAAUUUUUUUCCCCUCAGUUCUAAGUCUAUUAUAAUUUUACAAAAUAUUGAUUUUUCCGGUUAACCUAACUUUUGCACACGUGUGAUUUUUCUUCUACGAUUUCUUUGUUAUCAAUAGCAAGAUGGGUGACUCAAAGACAAUUUCACUUGAAGAUGGUAUGUCUGCAGAAGAGAUGAUUUCCACAGGAAAUGGUUUGACUUACAAUGAUUUCAUCAUAUUACCAGGAUUCAUAGACUUUGCCCCAGAUCAAGUUGAACUUACUUCUCCCUUGACUAGAAAAAUUAAUUUAAAAACUCCCCUUGUGUCAUCCCCAAUGGAUACUGUUACAGAGGCAGAUAUGGCUAUUGCUAUGGCAUUGUGUGGAGGUAUUGGAAUAAUACAUCACAACUGCCUCCCAACCUAUCAAGCAAAUGAAGUAUUGAAAGUGAAGAAAUACAAGCAUGGGUUUAUUCAUGAUCCUGUAGUGUUGUGUCCUACAAAUACGGUUGCAGAUGUGCUCCUAGUGAAAAAAGAAAAAGGUUUUUGUGGUAUUCCAAUAACGGAAGAUGGAAAGCUAGGUGGUAAACUUGUAGGAAUAGUAACAUCAAGAGAUAUUGAUUUUGUUGACGAAGAAAAUGGAGAUGGGAUUAAGCUGGAAACUAUUAUGACUAAAUUGGAUAACUUGGUAACUGCACAAGCUGGUGUUACUCUGUCUGAAGCAAAUGCUAUAUUAGAGAAAAGCAAGAAAGGCAAAUUACCGAUAGUAAACUCUUUGGGGAAUUUGGUCGCUUUGAUGGCUAGGACAGACUUGAAAAAAGCAAGAAGUUAUCCUAUUGCUUCGAAAGAUGAUAACAAACAAUUAAUAGUUGGUGCUGCCAUUGGCACUAGAGAAGAAGACAAACAUAGAUUGAGUCUGUUGGUACAUGCUGGUGUUGAUGUUGUGGUACUUGACUCCUCUCAAGGAAAUUCAACAUACCAGAUAGAAAUGAUUAAAUUCAUUAAAAAAACUUAUCCAAAUUUACAGGUUGUUGGUGGAAAUGUUGUUACGAUUAAACAAGCUAAAAAUCUGAUUGAUGUUGGAGUAGAUGCUUUAAGAGUAGGUAUGGGAAGUGGUAGUAUUUGUAUCACCCAGGAAGUUAUGGCAGUUGGUAGGCCUCAGGCUACAGCAGUUUUCAAGGUGUCUCAGUAUGCUAAGCAAUUUGGGGUACCUGUAAUUGCAGAUGGAGGAAUUGCUUCAAUAGGACACAUAAUUAAGGCAUUAGCUCUUGGAGCAUCAACAGUAAUGAUGGGUUCUCUACUUGCUGGAACUUCGGAGGCCCCUGGUGAAUAUUUCUUCUCUGAUGGCGUGAGACUGAAGAAAUACAGGGGUAUGGGUAGUAUUGAAGCUAUGGAUAGGAGAGAUGCUAUGGGUUCAGCAAUGAACAGAUAUUUCCACAAUGAAGUCGAUAAAAUGAAAGUUGCCCAAGGAGUAAGUGGAAGUAUUGUAGACAAGGGUUCUGUGCUUAGAUUCGUACCAUAUUUGCAGUGUGGUAUAAGACAUAGUUGCCAAGAUAUUGGCACAAGAUCCCUGCAUGGUCUUAGAAAAAUGAUGUAUGACAAAGAACUAAGAUUUGAGCUCAGGACUGAAUCAGCUCAGUUGGAAGGAAAUGUACAUGGAUUGUUCUCAUAUGAGAAGAGAUUAUUCUGAGGAACAAUACAUUCCAUAUAGAUGGAGUUGGUCAUUUUUCAUUAAUCUCGUUUGUCAAGUACCAUGACAUGAAAUAUCGAAAUUAUCUAAUUUUCUAGGAAUUCAUUUUGAAAUUCACGCGACGAAAUUAAUUGUCAACUUACAAAAUUUUAAAUUAAGUUUUUCAAUUAUUAAGUCCUUUUAGGAAGGUAAUAAUAUCUCUGUUUUCAAAAAGAAGUUUUGUAACUAAAGGGUCGUCAUAUACAUUAUUACCUUUAUCUGCAUUAAUUUUGAUUUCUAUAUUCAAAGUAAUUUUUGUUUCUUGGCCGUGAAGUGAGUUGGAAGUAAUAAUGCCUUCCUUAUGCAUUUUUUUUUCAUAUGAUAUAGAUUUCAGUAGUUGAUAAUUAGGUCAAAAGUUGUCCAGUAUAAAUGGAUUAUAAGCUAGAUCUUUGAAAUCUUGCUGGACACAAUUUGCCCGUGUUGAAUCGAGGUAGCAUUAUGUUCCUUAUCGUAAGUGUAGCUUCUGUGUCUGUUUAUAGGUCUCUAAAUUCUUGUAUAAGAAGUUUAGUUAGAGGCUACUGCCUUAGUAAGUAACCAAUAAUUUCCCAAAUAACCAUUGUAAUGUUGAAAGAUUUGGGAAAAACUGUAUUUUGCAUAUAUUGAAGGUAAUAAGUGAUGUAAGCAAUUUGAUAUCUUUUUUGAUCAACCUUUUUUAAAUUAAGAUGGAAUUUCAAAAUAUUGCUGGAUACUCUUGGUUUUAUAUUUUAGAAAUCUCUAUAUUUCGAAUACUAAGCAUUAUCCGACAGGAUAUUUAUGUGGAAAUAUUUUAUUGUUAUAUUAUAAUUGAAAGUCCUUAUUGGAGAAUAUGAAUUAUAGUUUUUGGUAUUGUAUGAUGAGAUUUUUCGUGAGAAAAGAUUUGGAAAAUUAUUUUACGUGAUAUUUUCACAUGUUAUUUAAUUGCAAUUAUUAUUAAUUGAACCAUCACAUAUAUUGUAUAAUUAAAACUUCAAUUGUAAAUACUGAAUAAAAGCAAAUAUUUUUGUAUAAACCAACUGAAUUGUGCCACUACUGAAAUUUGAGAUAUUUUUAUAUUAGGUUUAUUGAUGAAAUUAUUCCAUAUCGAAAUAAAGUACAGCAGUUAUAAUA